Messenger RNA from Amaranthus tricolor (Joseph's coat), 3775 nucleotides. Its product is annotated as nuclear pore complex protein NUP96. The record is from RefSeq and is a predicted model, not a curated record. Lineage: Eukaryota; Viridiplantae; Streptophyta; Magnoliopsida; Caryophyllales; Amaranthaceae. Gene Ontology annotation, molecular function: structural constituent of nuclear pore. Bases 230 to 3262 code for a protein of 1010 amino acids. The transcript has 6 exons. Gene Ontology annotation, cellular component: nuclear pore. Gene Ontology annotation, biological process: nucleocytoplasmic transport.
AUGCAAUGCAAGUAGUUCCUCUCAUACUAAUAUCUAUCAGAAAGCAAGAGGGAAAAGAGGAAAAUCGUGUUUCCUUUUCGACUAAAUUGACGACUGUUCUUUUUAUUCAAACCCUUCAUGCAAACAGCCAACUAGGCGCUACAAGCAGCCAUUGUCGACGGAGUAAGUUCUUGUGCUCGGUACAAUUCGGGAUUACACAAGACAUUCGGAUCAUUGGUGAUAAAUUAUAAUGUUGGUACCUGUAUCCCCAUACACGGUGGGCGCCACCAUUGAUUCAGAAUAUUAUACUGAACCUUCAUUGAAAGAUUUAACAGAAAUAGAGGGUAUUAAUGCUAGAGACAGUUGUAAAAUUAGGGAUUUUACGGUGGGAAAGAUUGGAUUCGGGAGUGUGAGGUUUUUGGGGGAAACCAAUGUGAGAGGUUUGGAUGUGAUGGAGAUUGUUAAGUUUAAUAGGCAUGAAGUCGUUGUUUAUGAAGACGAGAGUUGUAAACCUCCUGUUGGGGAAGGAUUAAACAAGCCUGCUGUUGUGACUUUGGUUUUGAAGUUAGGAAGGUUGGAUUUUGAAGGUGAUAGAUUGUGUAAGAUUGUUGAUAGGUUGAGAGCUACUGCUGAAAAGCAAGGAGCUGAGUUCAUUUCUUAUGAUCCGUUGAGUGGAGAAUGGAAGUUUUUGGUUCAACAUUUUAGUCGAUUUGGAUUAAGUGUAGACGAUGAGGAUGACAUUGUGAUGGAUGACGCGGAUGCGGACCCAGUUGAGGAUUAUGUUGAGAUGAAUGAUGAUGUUGGUGAGGAUGAGGGCAUUGUUAGUGAUAGAUUUGAUAUGGGCAAUGGUCCUGAUCUUUCUCACUCACUUCCUACUUUUCUUGGGCUUGAUCCUGAUAGAAUGAAGGAGAUGAAAAUGUUAAUGUUUUCUGAUGAUGGCUAUGACGUUGAAGAUAAUUCCGGGUUUCCUUCUUAUGAGAAACAAGUAGCUCACCGAGAAAAGUCUCCUUUGUAUAACUCAGGGCUAAUGGUUAAUUAUAAACCGAGUCCUCCCCCACCCAGGAAGACUCCAGUACCCUUGCUCGAGUACAAAUCUAAAGAUUUUGAUGUAAAUUCUCCUGGAGCUCUUGUACUUUCCCAGAAGAAUAAAGGAUCACCUGUGAGGAUGGUUAAUCCAGUAGGUUUCAAGCUUAAUUCUAAGCAAGAAACACCAGUUUCUGGUUACCAUUCACGCAAUAUAGUUGAUGCAGGAUUGUUCAUGGGUAGGUCAUUUCGUGUUGGGUGGGGACCAAAUGGUCUCCUUAUUCAUAGUGGUGUACCUGUUGGUAACGAUCGCCAAGGAGUGCUUUCUUCUGUUAUCACUCUUGAAAAGGUUGCAAUAGACAAAAUCACUCGAGAUGAAACUAAUGAAGUGAAAAAGGAAGCAAUUGAUUUGCUUUUUGAUUCUCCCUUGGAUUUACAUAAGUCUUUGAAUCGUAGAAUACUAGAAGUUGAAGUUGGUUCCUUUAAAUUAAGCCUUCAAAAAGUCGUAUGUGAUCGCUUAAUUCUGUCUGAUAUAUGUCGGCGAUAUAUAGAUGUAGUGGAGAAGCAACUAGAGGUUACUGAUAUGGUGGCAUCUGUUCGUGUGUCUUUGAUGCAUCAAGUCAUUGUAUGGGAGCUAAUUAAAGUCCUUUUCUCUGAAAAAGAGACUAGUGGACAGACAGAGGAUGAGGUAGAUGCCCUUGAGGAAGAUAUGAUGUUGGAUGGAAAAGUCGGUUGUUCAGAAUUUGACCCUGAAGCACUUCCUUUAAUGCGGAGGGCAGAGUUUAGUUAUUGGUUACAAGAGAGUGUUUACCACCGUGUGCAAGAAGAUUUGAGCUGCGUGAGUGAGUCUGAUGAUCUGGAGCAAUUAUUUCUUUUAAUGACUGGGAAACAAUUGGAUGCUGCUGUUGAAUUGGCUGCUUCUGGAGGGGAUGUUAGGCUGGCCUGCUUACUAGGAGAGGCUGGUGGGUCUAUGGUGAACCGUUCUGAUAUAGCUCAGCAGUUAGAACUGUGGAGAAUUAAUGGAAUGGACAUGAAUUUCAUUGAAAAGGACAGGAUAAGGCUUUAUGAAUUACUUUCAGGUAACAUUCACAGUGCUUUGGCUGGAAAAAGGGUUGAUUGGAAAAGGUUCUUGGGGUUGUUGAUGUGGUAUGAAUUGCCACCAGGCACUCCUUUGCCCGCUAUUUUUCACACAUAUCAACAUCUUCUUACUGAAGGCAAGGCUCCUUACCCGGUUCCAGUUUAUAUUGAUGAGGGACCAGUGGACGAAACUGGUAAAGUUUUUACAGAGGGACGGUACGACCUUGCAUAUUAUCUAAUGUUGCUUCAUGCUAGUGAAGAUGGUAAAUUUGAUGGCUUGAAAUCCAUGUUCAGUGCUUUUGCGUCAACUAAUGAUCCACUUGACUACCAUAUGAUUUGGCAUCAGCGUGGAAUUCUUGAAGCAAUAGGUGCCUUUACUUCUAGUGAUCUUCAUAUUCUUGACAUGGCAUAUGUUUCCCAGCUUUUGUGUCUUGGAAAAUGUCAUUGGGCUAUUUAUGUUGUUCUUCACAUGCCCUACCGUAAAGAUUUUCCUUACUUACAUUCCACUGUUAUUCGAGAAAUCUUGUUCCAAUAUUGUGAUACUUGGAGUUCUCAAGAAGAUCAGCGCAAAUUUAUUGAAGAGUUGGGUGUUCCUUCACAGUGGUUGCUUGAGGCUAUGGCUGUGUACUAUCAGUACUAUGGUGAUCUUUCAAAGGCCCUAGAACAUUACAUUGAAUGUUCCAGUUGGCAAAAAGCUCAUUCAAUUUUCAUAACAUCAGUUGUUCAUUCCUUAUUUUUGUCAGCAAAAGACUCGGAGAUAUGGAGGCUGGCAACUUCAAUGGAGGAUUACAAGUCUGAGAUUGAAGACUGGGACUUGGGAGCUGGAGUUUAUAUUUCAUUUUAUUUGUUGAGAAGCACUUUACAGGGAGACGACGAUAUAAACAAACUGGAUUCUCUAGAGAGUAAAGAAACUGCUUGCAGGGAAUUUUUUGACUGCCUGAACAAGUCUCUGGAAGUCCUGGGAAGCAAACUACCGACAGAUGCAAGGGUGGCCUAUUCAAAGAUGUCAGAAGAGAUCUGCAGUUUGCUUGUGUCUGAUAGUGGAGAAGAUUCAACCCAUGAGACUCAGUUGAGCUGCUUUGAAACCAUAGCUACAGCCCCGAUUCCUGAAGAUCUCCGCUCUUGCCACUUACAGGAGGCACUGGUACUUUUCACCACUUAUCUUGCUGAGACGGCUACCUGACGUCAGUUAGGCUCGAAGCUAAUCAAUACUUGUGGGCGCAUUGGGGUAAUCACAAGAACUUUUUCUUCUGUAUCAGCUGAUCACAUGUUAGCUUGCAGCACGAAGCAUUCAACGUGUCAAUGGUCUUGAUGUGCCAAUUAGGGCGAGUCCCUGCCAGUUUCCCAUGCAAUCUCAUUCAUGUCAUUUGUUGUAAAUUAAAUAACCGUCUCCUGGGUGACGUAAGUACAGUCUUCUUGCUCAUGCUCGAGGUGGGUGUAGCUGUCUGCCCAUGAGUAGAACCAUGUCGUUCUCAUAUAUACGAGGUGGAGGUCCUUCUCACUUCACGUAGUUAUGCCAAAAUGUGAUGUUUUUCGCUCUCUUUUUUGGGUUUGUUUCCCCAUUUUUCGAAAAUUAUGAAGUGGUUCUGUAUCGAGUUAUUUUCAAAUCUAUUUUUACUCCUUUUGUAUAAUUUUCUGAAAAUUUAUGAUUAGGGUUUAGGAAUAUAACUGUUUGAAACAUACAUUCAGUUGCCUA